Molecule: messenger RNA, 10071 nt
Organism: Physella acuta
Lineage: Eukaryota; Metazoa; Mollusca; Gastropoda; Physidae
Product: serine-protein kinase ATM
Biological process (GO): DNA repair
Molecular function (GO): protein serine/threonine kinase activity; protein binding
Source: RefSeq, a predicted model, not a curated record
GUUUCGGUUUCUUCAAUCAUCAACAAUACAAAAUGUCUUUACUAUUUUUAAAUGGUCAAUGAAGAACAGUCAUGGAAAGCAGCCUGUAUGAUGUCCAUAAUUGCCUUAGAGGCCUUGAGUCGUCUAAAGUCACAGAAAGAAAGAAGAGUGCUACACAAUUAGAGCAGUUGUUUGGGACAUCCAGUGUCUUAAGAAGCUUAGAUGAAAUCUCACAGUCAACUCGUGGAGAUGGUAAAACCAUCACAUGGAAUGUUAUACUUAAGGCUGUCAACAAGUAUGUAGAUCUAGAGAUAACAGCACUGCAGACGGCCAAAGAAAGCCAAUCAGCAGCUACACUGAAUAACAGAGACAAGAAGAAGCAAGAGCUGGCAGCCUUGUUUCGAUUGGUCAUCAGAACAGCAAAUAGCAGGGGACCUCCUAAAAUACGUCUUGAUCUGAUCAUUGAAAGCAUAUUAAACAUUCUGAAUGAUACCUACACACUCAAUGCAUUUGGUGCUGAAUACAGCAAUGUGUUGUUAAAGUCAGUCCUUCGUGUCAGACAAUAUUGGCUGGAGAUUUCUGCAGAGCAAUGGAAAAAGCUGCUGCAGGUCUACUGCCGGCUUUAUGAUGAUAAACAGUUUGACCCAGUUAUUCUAGCACGCAUUAUUCAAGAACUGAUGCAAGGCUAUGUUUUACAGGGAGAGCAGCCUCCAAGAAAAAUGUUUAGCUUUUUCACCAAAGUUUUAAAACACAUCAGAGAGCUCAAGUCUCCUUCUAUAGUUGAGAGCAUGUUGUCUGCUCUGAAUACCUUCAGCCAAGCAGCGGCUUUAAAUAGCCGAGCCCAACUUUGUUACUUUGGUGAAAGUUUGAUGCCAAGUUUUAUCUACUUAUGGGGUUCACCAUCCACAGACAAAGUUAAGGAGGAAGUAUUAGAUUUUUUACUUCUGCUAGUCCAUGUCCAUCACCCUAAUGGAGCACCUGACCAGUCUGUUGGUGCUUAUGCUGACAACUGGGAACAGUGGAAGACCCAAGUGGCGACACUGCAUGAGAUGAUCCACACAGAUUUGGAGGGGAGAUACAAGUUUACCACCGGGACAAAAGUAAUCACACUUAAACCUAACUACAUACAACUGGCUGUUGGGGUCUUUAAACAGAUGCCUGAAUCCAAAUUGUUACCAGCUGAUACAACAAUGCUCUUUACACAAGCUAGCCAGCAGAGUAGUCAUGGGGACUGUGGUGCCUUGCCUGCUAAGAGAAUGCGUCUUUCAGUAGAAAACAAAUCACUUCUAGAAGUUCUUAAAGAGAAAUCAAACACCCUACAAGCUAUUCCAUGGCUUCAGAUUUUGCAUGGUAUUUUAGAUAAAUACCCAGAGUGCUUUGGUAAAGAAGGAUUAAAGCAUGUUUUGUAUGUGGUGGCAAGUCUGUUGAGGGAAUGCAAAAGGGGUCAACUAUAUCAGUUUGUAUUUGAUGUUCUCACAUCCCUUAUUCAAGCCAUCCAGUCCCAUGAUGCAAUGGACAAGCAGACAGCACAAACUCUCUCUUUAGUCUGGUCAACAUGUGUCAGUACGAUAAACUCUAAACAAGCAGAAGUUGAAGGCUAUCAAGAAAAUUGCUACUCAACUAUGGCAGCCAUCAUUAUGUCAGGGGGAAUCACUCCAAUGAAAGAAAUAUGGAAUCUAUUUUUGCCUAAUUACAGGAGCCCAUCCACAGCUGCCAAUGAGCUGUUGGUCUCUCUCAUUACCUCCCAUAGUUUAUUAGAAAAUUACAUGCCAAGUGUAGUGGGAGCUGCCCACCAAAGAACAGACAAAUCAUUAUUUCCCCUUAGAGAAGCACUUCUAGAAUGGUUACUUCCCAUUCCAAACUUUGAAAUUACUGGACUCACAAAAAUUGCUACAUCUCCAGUUAGGGUGGGAGAAAUUCUAUUUGCCCUUACACUUCUGGACCCCUGUAGUGUCUUAAAAAAUUGUCCCCUAAAAACAAGCAAUGAUCGUGAUCCUAACUGCAUGGAAACUGUUUUCCUCAAAACUACGUUUGACCUCAACAUGGCUUCUAUGCAGCAAUCCAGCAGUUCUAACAAGCCAGCACAAAGUGGGGCAACUCUAACCAAUCCACAUGUUUCAGCCAUUUUGGAUUUCUUGAUAAAACAUUUGGAAAAAAUAAUUGAAUGUCUUGAUUUUCAGACACCAGUGAUAGAAUAUUUAUCAUGGCUGGCAUGUCUCCUGGGGAGGCUAGUCUGUCAUGUGGAAGAAAAACACCCAGCACGCCCAGCCCUGCAGCUCAAGUUCCAGAAAGUCAUGGAGAAGUGCACAGCCGCCCUGGCCGUCCAGAUCCGCAAGGAAAGCGUCGGCAGUCUGGUGAAGAGCUUGGGGUGGCUGGUUGUCAUGGUGACGUGGGAGAGCCAGGCUGGCGUCAAGCUGUACAGGUUGUUUGAGAUCAUCCGCUGCUACCUGCCGCCCUCUUUCAUUGACCUUCUGCUGGAUGUGUCUUCUGGGAAGCUGAUUGCUGAGAAGAAAAGAGAGAGGAAACCAGAAGGCUCAAAACAAUCAUCCAAGCCACAUAAACUGUUUUCCAACGGUGAACAUUCUCAUAGGGAAGAAGAUCUGGACUUUGAUGAUUUUAACCCUGUAAAUACUUCCAGGGCGGGUCACGACUCUGACCUAGAUAUGGAUAUUGACUUUGGUGCAGAUCACACUGAAGAAACACACCCUGUCAAAGAUGUGUGGAGUUUCCUGUCAGAAGAAAACUUGACGGAGCCCCACCAGCUUAGACUGCUAUCUACAGAACUUUUGUGUAAGUCCAUAGCCUUUGAUCGUCGAUUGUUGGGAGAAAAUGAAUCUCAGUUGUCUUGUCGAGCUGAGAUGGACAGUGACCACAUCAAGGGUAGACUGCUGUACCUAAUUGGGUCCCAUUGUUUUGACCCUAAUGCUGCUAUAAAUAUUCAUCAGUUGAUGCUGAUAACCAAAUAUUUGAUGACCAAAGUACAUGUUAUCACCCCUGCAAACAUCAAAAGCAUUCUCAGUGUGUUUAAACAGACAGCAAAAGUUUUGAGCUCUGAUUGCCAAGUUUGCUGUGCCAUUGUGACUCACCUUGGGUACAUCAUUCCACACUUGUCAUGCCCUGGAAAUCUCCCAUCAGAAGAGUUAAAAUUCUGCCGCGACUACUUUUUCAAGUUUAUAUCUGACUUCUGGCAGUUGGCAAGUGAAGGAUCUCCACAGUUGAAAUUUGAACUAGCCAAAGUCAUGAGUGACGUCAUAAAGCUAGACCCUGACCACACCUGGGGACAGUUAAAGGUGAUGAAAGAAGAUGAAGACGAUGAUGAUAAUGGCACAGAAUUAAUUACCAUGGGGCAGCAACUCCCAAAACUUUUGGCGGAGGAAAACAUUCUCGUCCGAUACUUGGCUGCAGACUCUAUAAAGUGGUUAUUUGUCACUCAAGCUGAGGAUAAAACUUGUAUUAUGAGGGAAAAAAGUUCUCAGUUAAAAGCCUUUCAGGCGAUCUUUUUACAGUGCAGUGAUUAUCUUGAUGUCGAGCCAGGAAAAAUCAGCCAACAUCCAGGAAAAAUCAGCCAACAUGUUCUGAAGGAUGAACUGUCCAACCGCCAAGCUACGUGCCUGGCUGCUCUCUUGACCAUCAUAACCCACAGCCCUGUGUGUGAGAGACAGUGUCUGCUGGGGCUGGUCCAGAUGUUAGGGGACAACAAGAUCACCUUGGUCCUCGUCAGAAAGAUGUUGAACAUCAUUUCAAGAGAGUUACAGUACAAAGACAUUCAGAGUUACCUCCACUAUCACCUGCCCUAUAUCAUUCAUAACUGGCAGAACAAAAGUAUGGUCAACUCCUCUAUUAAACAUUUCCCAUUUCAACUUUUCUGUUAUGACACAGCAGAACAGUUUAUCAGAUCAAACCAAGACCUCAUUGUGUCUGAGGUGCUCAUCACAAAGCUGACCAUGGCUGAAGUCCGAGCUGUCCUGGACCCUCUAAACAUUGACCCUCGUCAGGCUGUCGUGUCAUCCCUCCCUCGUCUCCUGGUCCACAUUUUACCCCUCUUUGCCAACCCCCCUCAACCCCUGUCCCCAUUACACAGCCAGUUUGUGCGAGCUAACUCCUGUUUCAAAAUCUUGAAAGAUGAACUCACUGAAGAGAAAAUCAAUGAGUGUGUAGCGGACAAACUUGGAGAGGUUGUCAUGGGUAUUCUCAGGAGUUUGCACAUUGAAAGAGAGAAAAGUAACCCAACACAUUGCAUGGUUUACCCUGAACCCAACCCUCCGUUCUACAACAAGGAUAUGAUCAAAAUUACCCUCAAUUAUCUGGCUCAGAACUUCACCAAAGGAGGAAAUAACACCACACUGGUUUCAGUUCUCAUCAAAGUCCAGGAUGGCCUGUAUCAAGUGUUGCUGUCCCUGGCCACAAUGCUGGGCUGUGAACACAGGACCCAUGAGCAGAUCCGGCUGCUGCUCAUGUAUGGGCUGUUUGUGGACAUGCUGCUGGAUGAGCUGGAGAAUGGGCUAGGUGGCGCCUGGGCAUCCGUGGUCAGAGAUGUCAUCAACAGACUGCUGACCAUGCUCAGAGUCAGCUCUGAUCUUCCUCAUGUAACUAGCCCCAGCUUUGAGGAAGAAUGUAUUUUAGCUUGCCUUCACAUUUUAAAUAGAGUGUGUAAAAAAGCUUUAGUCAUUUGUCCAGAUGAGAUGGCCAACUAUGUUCAUUGCAUUGUUGACAUUGUCGCAUACGUUGCUGUGAAGACUACAGCUAUCAGUCAGCUUGCCAGAGAGAUUAUUCUAAGUGUUAUAUCUAACCAUGGUGAGAGUGACGACCUUAAGAACUCCUUGGCUAUCUUGAAUCCAGUGUCGCCAUCUUCUUGUAUGCAAGAUGUGAAUUUGAAGAUAGAAAAUCUUCAUCAGACAAGGGAGCACACUUUAAUAAAUAAUUUCCAGGAGUUUUUGAAUGUCUGUCAGCUGAUGUCAGGAGUUCCAACAGAUGGGCUGGCCCUGAGACUCCACCAGUUGGCUGCCCAGGUCAUCCAGCACCACAAGGAGGUAGACAACAUGGCAGCCACACCUCAUGGUCUAAACUGUUUAAAAAAGGUGGUUCUGGAACUUGUCAGGCUACUUACCUCCCCUAGCCAGCAGAUGUCAGGAGCAGCAGCAUCCUGUCUGGGCGCCAUAGGGCCAGUGGACCUCCAGAGUCUCUCCCUCCCACAGCAGCUGUGUGUGUCUAGUCAAGCCACAGCCCUGGAGCUGUACAAGGGACAUGAGUUUGAGAAAUAUUGCUGGCUGUUUCACACACUUGACUCCUAUUUGUUGGAUGAUAACAUUGAAGUUGUGAAAACAGCUGGUAACAUUUUAAAAGAUGUCAUGGCAACAAAAUCUGGCCACCAGUUUGAAACACAUUACUCUGAGCUGUUAAAAGAGAAAAGUUUUCUGUUUUAUUACCUGCACCCAUUUAAAAGUAGUGGCAAGCUACCAAAUAAUGUAAAAGAAAAAAGAGAAGCUGUGAACUACCUAAGUCCUGUUGAUGAAGUUGGUUUGUGGUGUGGUGAUGUGAACUCUACUCAUGAGCAGUGGAUUAUAAGGCUGACAAUAACAUUGCUUCAAACUGAUCUAGUGUGUGAUGAAAUUAUGAACAAAGUUGGACCUAUGUGUGCAUUGAAGAGCAAAUUUUGUGAGGAUUGUCUCCCUUAUCUGAUCCAUGACUUACUACAAAAUGGAGGGCUAGAGAGCAGGAAAAUUAUGUCUGCUCAUUUUACAUCAUUCUUCCAUGGCUUCACUAAACAUGUUUCCAGCCCCUCAGGUCCACACUUAGCCUACACAAGGAAGGAGUCUGUGAGAGCUAUGCUGAAUGUUGUGCAAUAUUUAAGGAAACAAGAUCGACCCAAAGAAAAAGGAGAAACACAGCAGAAUGCAUGGACCAAUAAUUUUUGGCUAGAAAUUGACUAUUUGGAUGUUGCCAGGGCAGCUUUGUACUGUGGGGCCAAUUUUUCUGCUGUUCUGUUUGCUGAGAUAUGGUUAGACAGUAAACUGAAAAACAAGGGAGAAAACUCUCCCAGUUCAUCUGGUUCCUCUAGUCAGGACUCCCCACUGGACCCACUGGCUGUGUUGAGUUCACAGGUUGAUUUGGGUCAAGGCCAUGAACUCCAGGGGCUGCUGCUGGAGGCCUACAGAAACAUUGGAGACCCAGAUGGAAUUUAUGGUUGUGGUGCUGGCAGGUUGGCCGAGCCAAUGGCCAGAGUGGAGACUUACCUACAUGAGCUGGAACCAACAAAAGCUCUUACCUCCCUUGAUAUAGAAAUCUCCAACAAUUCAUCACAGUCUUACAUUCCUCUGCUCAAGUCACUAGAGUUGUGUGGUUCCGACUACAUACUCCAGCAUUGCUUGUCUGGUCUCAAUGAUGAAAACAUGGGAGGUAGCUCAGCCUCACCUGAAACCUGUCAAAAAUUAAAGGACUAUCAGUUCCAUAUGGCGUGGAAACUGGGACAGUGGGACUCAAACUUACCAGCCAAGCAAAAUGAGUCAGCCACGUUUAACCAGUCUCUCUACCAGGCACUGUCCUCUCUACAUGAUGGUCACCUGGAUGUGGCUAAAAACACCUUGGGCAUUGCCAGGUUGAAUGUGAUCAAGAGAUUUGAUCCCCAAGUAGAAAACUGCCAAAGUCUGUACCCCUUCCUUAGUGACCUCCAGUGUCUCAGCCAUCUGGAACAAAUCUUGUCUACAUCAGAACAGGCAGGCUCCUGGAUUUCACUUUACACUGAUGUAACUUCUGCUCUGAUAACCACCAAACCCGUUGACUUCAUGUUUGAACAGCCAUUACUCCAUUUGCUGGCCACUGUGGGGAAAAUUCUGGCCAAACAGAAAAUCAAACAGGGUGACACAUUGGAGACUAGCGCUUUGUGGAGUUUGGCAGUUAGUGGGAGGAAGUCCAAAAGAUUUCAGCUUGCUGAAAGAGCUAUAAGAGAAUUGAAAACAAAAGACCUGAACAGAACUGCCAGUUUGAUCAACCAGGAUCAGCUGCAGGUGGAAGAAGCCAAAUUAUUUUGGGCCAGAUCAGAGCCAAAGAUUGCAAUAAAUAUCAUGAAAAAUCUUAUCAGUAAACUUGGCCAGGCUUACUCCACCCACACAUCCAGUGAUAUUUCUGUUUAUCCUGAAGCUCUUGGUAUCUAUGGCAACUGGCUGGCAGAAACUAAACUGGAGACACCCGCUGUCAUUAUCACUGAGUAUCUAGAAAAGACUGUGACCCUGAUGCUGAAGGCCAAGAUGGCAGCCACCAGCUAUGACAAGAAAGCUCUCAAUGCUUUUGUUUCCCUGGCCAGGUUUGCCGACUGUCAGUACCAGCAGGUAGCAGACUACAUGAGGUCACCGACCUUCCAGGAGAAGAGAAACCUGCUGCAAAGAACAAAAAAAGAACUGGAAGAAUGCAGGGAAUUUAGAGAGGAGCUGAAGAAGAGCAAAUACCUAAACCAGGUGGAGAGAAAUUUUAAAAUAGACCAGCAAGAGAUCACGUCCCUGGGUGAAGAUCGCAACCGCUUUCUGCAUCAGGCCAUAGAAAACUACCUGCGAUGUCUGGAGUACGGUGACAUACAUGACCUGACAGUGUUCAGGGUUGUGGCCCUUUGGUUUGAGAACAGCAGCAAUGACUUGGUGAACCAUCUCAUUCAGAGCUCCAUAAAGGCCAUUAAGACUUACAAGUUUUUACCCCUCUACUACCAACUGGCUGCCAGGAUGAACUCCACAGAUAGCACAAAGUUUCAGCAGGCUUUGAUGAGGCUGAUGCAAAAAGUAGCUGAGGACCAUCCCCAUCACGCUCUGUGGAUAAUUAUGGCCCUUGCUAAUGCACACAAGGAUGAUGAGCUUUUAACCAAAGAAACUGCCAGCAAAAGACGAAGCAAACUGACAACACCUGAAGCUGAAAUAUCUGAUGUUGCAAGAGUGCAAGCAGCUAAAGAUCUCCUAGUUAAACUGUCACAGAGCAAUAAAAAACUUGGAUCGAUCAUUCAAAACAUGGAACAACUCUGUGUAGCUUACAUUGAGCUAGCCAACUGGCCAGUUGCUAGCAAAAAAGGUCCACAGCCUCUACUGCCAACACUUCAGAUUCUAAAGCUAGAUAAACUGGACAAUGUUCUGUUGCCUUCUGUUGAGCUAGAUGUUGACCCAUCAGGAGCCUACACCAGCCUUGUUUCACCUGUAAGAUUUGAUAAAAAAUAUGAAACUGUUGGGGGAAUCAACUUACCCAAGGUGAUCAAAUGUCUGGGCUCUGAUGGGCACCUGAGGACGCAACUUGUCAAGGGUCAGGAUGACCUGCGACAAGAUGCGGUGAUGCAGCAGGUUUUCUCCCUGGUCAACCAGCUGCUGGCAGGGGCACCAGAGACCAGGCAGAGACAGCUGAACAUCAGGACAUACAAGGUGAUUCCACUGAGCCAGAAGUGUGGGCUGCUUCAGUGGUGUGAGGGGACACAACCACUGGGGGAAUACUUGAUAGGAACAACCCGCUCACCUGGCGCCCACACCAUGUACAGACCUAAAGACUGGCUCCCCAGGGACUGCAGGAACCACCUACAUAAUUCUGGCAAUGAGCCAGACAAAAGGUUUAAGGCCUAUCAGGAGAUCUGUGCCAACUUUAAACCAGUCUUCAGGUAUUUCUUCAUGGAGAAUUUCAUGGAGCCUUCAACUUGGUUUGAGAAACGUCUGAUCUACACACGUAGUGUUGCUACCACUUCUAUUGUGGGCUACAUACUAGGGCUGGGUGACCGCCAUCUGAUGAAUAUUCUCAUUGACAAACAAACUGCAGAGUUGGUCCAUAUCGACCUGGGAAUUGCCUUUGACAUGGGACACAUCCUUCCUACCCCAGAGACUGUUCCGUUUAGAUUAACCAGGGACAUAGUGGAUGGGAUGGGGGUCACAGGGGUUGAAGGUGUCUUUAGAAGGUGUUGUGAGCAGACCAUGCAUGUGAUGAAGACCAACAGUGAGUCUCUGAUGACCAUUGUCCAAGUUUUGCUGCAUGACCCACUGUCACACUGGACACUAACACCCCAGCAGGCGCUGACCAUUCAGAGGAAACGUGAGCAGGCAAACCAAGACAUUAUGGAACAGUCCAUGGCUGCCAGUUUUCAGGUGCCAUCCAGUGGUCAAAUACCUGCUAGUGGUCAGCCUCCAGCCACUCUAGGACUGGCAGGCGGAGACCUUGGAACCAAAGCAUCAGAUUCCAAAGACCAGAACAAACUGGCAGAGAGAACUCUCCUGCGUCUGAAGCAGAAGUUAAACGGACAAGAGGGCAAUGCACAGCUGAGUGUAUCUGGCCAGGUCAAUUUCCUCAUCCAAAUGGCAAGUGAUCCCAGAAACCUUUGCAAAUUGUUUGCAGGCUGGCAGCCAUAUUUGUAGCCACAGACUUCAACUAUUUACCCAAAGUUUAAGUUUGGACUUGUAUAAAAAGAAGUGAUUUUUGUUCAUCUUCCUGAGCAAAUGUUUUACGAAAAUAUUCUUCACAUUUGACCUGUUAGUUUAAAAUGUAAAAAUAUUUUGGUAAAAUUAAAUAAUUUUUAUGACUAACCAUGGGAUAGUGUGGUCAGUUGGUAGAGGGUAGACUUGAUUUCGGAACCUUGGCUGAAAUCUUUAGGAGGACGUCCCAGAUUUCACCCAGCUCUGAUGGGUAUCUGACUCGCGUUAAGGAAAGCAAAUACGGCUGGCAUAUUGCUGACCACACUAUCCCUUCAUAUGCUAAGGUCACAGAAACAGGUGCACUGCACUCUACUUCCUAUACUCCAUGAACCACAAAGUUCUGGGUAACUUUUUUUAAGCUAACCAAUUUAAUACAAACUGUUUAGACAUGCAAGACAAUGUUUUUGUACCAUGACCAACUUUGUGUUGUUCAAUGAUCAUGUACUACUUAGCUACAGCUUGCUCUACUAGUUGAGUUCGUUCAUUGCAUGACUUUGUUAUAGUUUUAAAACGGGCUAAACCUACACCCCAGUGAUACUAGCUGUGAUUGUAUCAGUCAAUGUAUUCAAGUCAAACCAAAUGAAACUUGUCUGGUUUUAAUCCAAUAUUUUUUUGGUUGAACUUCUUAGCCAAAAUGUCUAGCUUUAAUGAUUUUUGUAUAUUAUGUUUG